AUGCCUGAGGACAUCAGGAGAUGGCGUGGAUACCGGCCGCUAGGGGCAAACGUUCCCAUGCCUCAGCUGGCUCUUCAGGUUCCCAUGUCUCAGCUGACUCUACAGGUUCCCAUGCCUCAGCUAACUCUACAGGUUCCCAUGCCUCAGCUGGCUCUUCAGGUUCCCAUGUCUCAGCUGACUCUACAGGUUCCCAUGCCUCAGCUGGCUCUUCAGGUUCCCAUGUCUCAGCUGACUCUACAGGUUCCCAUGCCCCAGCUGGCUCUACAGGUUCCCAUGCCCCAGCUGGCUCUACAGGUUCCCAUGCCUCAGCCGGAUCGUCAGGCUCCCAAGGCUCUACAGGUUCCUAUGUCUCAGCUGGCCCUACAGGUUCCCAUGCCUCAGCUAACUCUACAGGUUCCCAUGCCUCAGCUGACUCUACAGGUUCCCAUGCCUCAGCUGACUCUACAGGUUCCCAUGCCUCAGCUGGCUCUACAGGUUCCCAUGCCUCAGCUGACUCUACAGGUUCCCAUGCCUCAGCUGACUCUACAGGUUCCCAUGCCUCAGCCGGAUCGUCAGGCUCCCAAGGCUCUACAGGUUCCCAUCCCUCAACUGACUCUACAGGCUCCCACGCCUCAGCUGACUCUACAGGUUCCCAUGCCUCAGCUGACUCUACAGGUUCCCAUGCCCCAGCUGGCUCUACAGGUUCCCAUGCCUCAGCUGACUCUACAGGUUCCCAUGCCUCAGCUGACUCUACAGGUUCCCAUGCCCCAGCUGACUCUACAGGUUCCCAUGCCUCAGCUGACUCUACAGGUUCCCAUGCCUCAGCUGGCUCUACAGGUUCCCAUGCCUCAGCUGACUCUACAGGUUCCCAUGCCCCAGCUGGCUCUACAGGUUCCCAUGCCUCAGCUGGCUCUACAGGUUCCUAUUCCUCAACUGGCUCUACACGUUCCCAUUCCUCAACUGGCUCUACAGGUUCCCGCGCAUCAGCAGAAGUGA
Oncorhynchus keta (chum salmon) is the source of this 975-nucleotide messenger RNA. RefSeq lists its product as uncharacterized. The record is from RefSeq and is a predicted model, not a curated record. The coding region runs from base 1 to 975 and encodes 324 amino acids. The transcript is spliced from 3 exons. NCBI's taxonomy places the organism in Eukaryota, Metazoa, Chordata, Actinopteri, Salmoniformes, Salmonidae.